AUGUCUUCAUCACAAUCAUCAUCAUCACCUAUAUCUUCAGCAACAUCACCAAAUUAUGAAUAUGAUUUAUAUAAAAAAUUUAAACUUAAACGACAUCGUACGAAUCGAUCAGAACAUGGCAAUGAUGAUCAAAUUGAUUUAACGAAUUCUGAUGAAUGGACAUCAUCAUCUACAACACCUGAACUUGAUAUUGAUCGAAAUUUUGAAAAUUAUUAUAAUCAAGAAGCAUCACGAUCGAUUAAAGGAGAUUUUUCUCAAAAUUUAUUUACACCAGAUAUUGAUGAACUUCAACGAAAAGAAAAUGAGAUGGUUCAAUCACUUAACAAAUAUACGAAUCAAAAUGAAGAAGAAAGUUCUGUAUUAGCUGGAAAUCAUCCAAGAUCUUUACGAGAGCAAGCACGAACACAUAUGAAAUGUGGCGUUUGUCAUGAUCGAGCAACAGGAGUUCAUUAUGGUUUAGCAACAUGUGAAGGUUGUAAAGGAUUUUUUAAACGAACAGUACAAAAUAAAAAAAAAUAUCGUUGUGUUGGAAAUGGUUCAUGUAUAAUUGAUAAAUCACAACGUAAUCGUUGUCAAUACUGUCGUUUUACAAAAUGUCUAACAAAUGGAAUGGUUAUUGGAGCUGUUCGUUUUGAUCGAACACCUGGUGGACGAACGCCGGCUAAUGUUGCUCAAUUAUAUAGAUAUAAUAAAGAGAAAAGUGGUAAUGCAAUACAAACAGAAAUAAACCGUCCACCUUUACAGACGAAAAAUUUUGAACAAAUUGUUUUUUCUGAUGCUGAACUUCGAGCAAAUAUACAAAAUAAAUUAAAUCAGUCAUUAUGUAUAAAAUCAAAUACAAAUGUUUCACUUCAUUUUGAUCCAUUAUCAACAUUGGAUACAUUAUUUGAUCAUUUAAAACCAUUAGUUCACAGUCGAGUACCAUUAACAGAUCAUUCAAUAAAAAAUACCUCACAGUUAUUAAUUGAUUCAUUUAUAACUUGGUAUCGUUCAUUAUCAUUUUAUUCAUCGUUAGAUAAAAAUUUAAAUCAAUAUAUAUUAAAUAAUCGUUGGGCAAAAUAUAUUCUAUUAAUUGUUUGUCAUUUUCUAACAACUAAAUACAAUCAUGUUAGUUUAAUAUCAUAUAAUAUAUGUUUUCAACGUUUAAUGGAAUAUCAACAAGCGAAUUUUCUUCCAUUAUCACCAUCGUCAUCAUCAUCAUCAGGUGGAACUAUUGAAUGGUUUUUAAAUUUUUUAGUACAAUUAAUUAAUUUACGUUUAACAGAUAUAGAAUUUACGUUAUUAUCAAUUUUAGUUGUUAUUCAAUAUGAUCAAACAAAUAAAGAUAUUAAUCAAAAUGAUUUAAUAACACUUGAACAAGUUUAUUUCAAAAGUUUACAUCAAUGUGAAAAUGAAACAUAUUCAUAUGAUCAACAACAUCGUUUUAAUCGAAUAUUAGAUAUUCGUGAACAGUUAAAUCAUCUAACACAAUUACUUUUACAAACAAAUCAGUUUUAUUUACCAUAUCUACUUAUUCCUAGUUAA
Molecule: messenger RNA, 1524 nt
Organism: Adineta steineri
Lineage: Eukaryota; Metazoa; Rotifera; Eurotatoria; Adinetida; Adinetidae
Source: the annotation of a GenBank genome assembly